AUGGCGCCCCUUCCAACAGAUGUGCUCGUCCGAGUGACGGCUGGCCCCACUUACGACCCCUCCACCCACCAGACAGUCCUCGUCAACUCUGCGACACCAACACACAUUACUUCUCCGAAUUGUACAGCCAACCUCUCGGUCCGCAUACAGAACUACAGAGGUCUGCCCCCCAAUUCUCCUAAAACCUCGCCAUACUUUUCCCACCCCACCCACAAAUCUGACCAAUACUCCAUCUCCUUCACGCUUUUACCACAUAAGACCAUAUCCGGUCAAUCCCUCGUCUUUGGCAACGACAUCGACCACCCUGUCCGCGAUAAAUUGCCCUAUGGCACCGGAGCGGCCUUCAAGAUCCUUAAGCGGGUAAUAGAUCCUGGAUUAGACGGAGAUCUGUAUGCAGAUAAGCCGCAUCUAUAUGGCUGUGCGUUGAGUAGCCUCAAUGUUAUCAAUGUUGGGGAGAAGGUGAAGGAGGGGCAGGAGCCGACGAAAGAUGGCGAAUUGGAGGAGGUGAUUGAAGAAGGCGGGGAUGGGGAUGGAGCGGAGUGGAGGACGAAGAAGGAUGUCCCUGAAACAGCUGGGAAGAGAAGGAGUUGGUUUCUGGGGAGCGGAAAGCCGGAGACUUGGAAAUGGGAGGAAGGCAGAGUUUAUAAGUGCGACUUCUUCAACCCAUAUCUGGACUUCAAUGGUGAAGUGCUUUUCGUGGUGGUUUUCUCUUUAGUUCGUAAGGAUGCUUUGCCCAAUGACGAGCAUACUUCAGUUGCGAAGAGUUCGAUUGACAGGAAGGACGACCCAGCUGUCACACAUGAGGAUGGAGAGAAGUUCCGGCCAAGUAAUGAUGAUGUUGACUGA
Messenger RNA from Bacidia gigantensis, 846 nucleotides. RefSeq lists its product as uncharacterized. The record is from RefSeq and is a predicted model, not a curated record. NCBI's taxonomy places the organism in Eukaryota, Fungi, Ascomycota, Lecanoromycetes, Lecanorales, Ramalinaceae. The transcript is spliced from 3 exons. Bases 1 to 846 code for a protein of 281 amino acids.